UCUCUGGCUGUCAAGCCGGCGUUGGCGUGUGUACGACUGCGUUACUCGCUUUCAGUCGCGUUCUGGCAUUCAGCUAGUUUUCAUUCGCUUAAUAAACCGUUAUAUAUUAAAAUAUAAAUAAAUCAUUAAUAAUUUAUCAUUGUUUUGUUAAUAAUUAUAAACAAAUUAUCAUAAUACUUAUUUAACAAUUUAAAUUAAAACUUUUGUUGUUUUUAUUUUUUGACAUAUUGAGAAAUACAAGCUGAAAGAAAAGAAAAAAAAAUAAACAACGCCCGCCAUACUUGACGUAUGUCAAAUGCAGUUUUAUUCAACACAAACGAAUACGACGCAAAUGUCAAUGUAUCGUGUAUUAUUUAUCAUAAAAAAACGUGUAAAUUCAAGUGUCAAAAAUUAAUUUAAUAUACAAUUAAUUAAUAUUAAACUAAAUUAAUUAUAAUUUAUUGUGUUUUUUUUUUUUUUUUUUUUUUCGUUUAAAUUAUUUAAUAGUGUUUAUUAUUAUUUAUUAUAAAAUAUAUUAUUGUUUUUAUGAUAAAUUUUAUUGAGUUAUACAAGUGGGUGAAGGGAAAAAACAUUAUUGUUAAAAAAAAAAAAAAAAUAAUAUAAAUAAAUAAAAGUGACAGGAAAGUGGUGUUAUACACACGUGAGAUCAGCCGGUUUGCGUUUAUACACUCACUGUUUGUGUUUUGUGCGCAUAUUUAUUUGACGUUUGAUAUUCAAAAAAAAAAAAAAUAAUAAAUAAAUAUUAAUGAAAUAAAAUAAAUAAUUUUAUUAAUUAUAUAAAAAAAAAAAAAAUUACGGAAUAUUAUAUUUGCGUGGUUAUGUGUUAAUAAAAAGACAUUUUUUUGUUUUUUUUUUAAAUAUAAUUUUUUUUAUCUCAACAUUUUUUUUUUUUUUUUCGUUCGGUUGGACCUUUGGCGUGUUUAACCGUCAGUUUGCCGACACAGAGACUUUUAUAAGAGAGGAAUAGACCUUGUGAAAAAUAUCUUCAACAUAAAAUUCUUUGGUUUUAUACUGUGUCUGGGUUUUUCGACUACCUGGAUCUCCUCAUUUCGACGAAGGGUCCAACAGAUAUUUCGCCAAUAAACCGGACGUUAAUUUUCAUUGGUCUUCAAAGAAGGCCAAACAGUGAUUUCGUUUUUUUUUUGAUUAACAAUAAUAAUAAACAAUUAAAAUUGUGAAAAAUAAAUAAUAAAAAAAAAAAGAAGAAAUCAUGUUGCCACCAGCGUCAAUUCAUGUUGAACAACGAAUAGAGGAUGAUAGGACAGGUAUGAAGCAGCAUCAUUCACAUCAUCAUCUUUAUCAUUAUCAUUCGCAUCAUUUGGAUAAUCAACAUAUACAGUCCGUCACCGGCGGCAGAGACUCUAGAUACAGGCAGACAGUCCUGUCGCCAGUUAGUGAUAAUUUUCCAUCUUCAAGUGGUACAGAUGAGAGUGGAUCUGACACUGAAAAUGAUGGAAAACCUCGUAGAAAAUCUCUAUCUGAAAAAUUGAAUCCAAACUCCGAAGGAAUCCGCAGGCGUCGUGGAAAUUUACCUAAAGAGUCUGUAAAAAUUCUCAAAAAAUGGCUCUUUGAUCAUCGCUACAAUGCUUAUCCAACUGACAAUGAAAAAUUGCAACUCAGUAAAGCAGCAACAUUGACUACUCUACAAGUAUGCAACUGGUUUAUAAAUGCACGUCGUCGUGUAUUACCAGAAAUAAUACGUCGUGAUGGAAAUGAUCCAGUAAAAUAUACAAUUUCGAGAAGAGGAAAAAAAGUACCAGGUGGUAAUCCACCAUCAACUGAACUUGAUAAAACUGAAAACCCAAAAUGGGAUCCACUUGCUGACACUGAACCACAAGUAAAUAGACGUACACGUGGUUAUGAAGAAAAUAAUAUAUUGUACCGAAGUGAAGAAGAUAGUCCAAAUGAUUAUUAUGAAAGUUCACACAGUGAAGAAGAACGUACAAUUUCUUCACCAGCAACACCAGAAACAACAACAGCACCAGUGCCACCACCAGCACCAUCUCCAUGGCCAAGAACUGUUAUUGUUCAAGGCUUUCCACAGCCACAAAAUUCCUCAUCAAGUAACAUUAGUUGCAAUGAUACAUCAAACAAUUCAUCUCCUCAUGAUAUCGAAAUGGUUGAUGAUGAACAAAAUAAUAGAUGGAAUGCACCAAGAAGACAUUAUUCACCAUGUAUAGAACAUGAAAAUACAAUAAUAAUUAAAACAACAAGUUGGAUGUCUUAUGACGAUAUGGAUGAUGAAAAUUUUAGAAGUUUUCGUUUGUUAGUUGAAGCAGCAGUUGCUGUACAAGAAAAAGAAGAACGUGAAAGAAAAUUCUUGAUGGAAUCUUGUCAUUGUUAACACUAUUUAAUAUUUUUUUUUUCAUUAUUCUUUUUUUUAUUAUUAUUAUUAUUUCUUUUUCAUUUUUUUUUUACCAAUUUAUAUAUAAAACAGGAAAAAACAAAAAAAAAAACAAAAAUUAGAUAAUAAUUUUUAGUUCAUUUGUAUCAUGAUUAGCAAUAUUAUGAUAAUUUUUUUUUUCUUGUUAUUUUAUCAAUUUUAAAGUUCAAUUCAAAAACAUGAUUUACAAUCAUAAUUUUUUUUUCUUUUUUAUGUUGUUUAGAUUAGGAAAAACAAAAAAUUGUAUUUUUGCCAUAAGUUCUGAUAAAAAGUAUCAAUUAGAUAUUGGCUUUUAUCAGCGAAAAAAAUUAUUGAACGAUUGAUGAAAAAAUAUUGUGAAAAAUCAUCACAAUUAUUAUAUUAUUUUUCCAAUUAUAAUUGGAGCUCAUGAUUAAUUGACACGUUUAUGUCUGAGCAAAUAAUUGAAUAAUCAUUAUUGUAUUACAAUUGUGCCUUAAUGUGUCAAUUAGAAAUUAAUUCAUGAUGAUUAUUUAUUGAUUAAUAAUCUUUAUCAUCGUCGUAUCAUAAGAUUGAAUGAAUAAUCUUUAGUAUUUAAACAUGUAUGAAAGUAAAUUAUAAGUUUUUUGUGUGUGAAAAUAAUGAUGCAUUUUUUUUUUUUCUCUUUUUUUUUCUCUCCCAUUAGUUUUUAUACUUGAGUGUAUGAAAUUAUUGUAGUUUUAAUUAAAAUCCUACAUGGAAAAUUAACUAUUAAAAUUUCAAAUUGAUUAGAUUUAUAAAUUUAUUCAUUAACGUUAUUUAGUAAGUAGACGAUAAUUGUUUUUCUUGUUCUUUCAUUUAAUUCAUAAUAAUUAUUUUUUUUUUUUUCCUUCAAUUAAUUGAUAUUUAAAUUUAUUUAUUUAUUUUUUUUUUUUUCGUUCCACAUUCUUCAACGUCAUCUUCGCGUUAUUUAAAAAAAAAAAAAAUGAAAGACAUUUUGUUGAUUUUAAAAGUAAAAAAAAUCAAAUUUAAUUAUUAAUAAUUUUUUAUGCAGGACAGAUGAAAAAAAAAUUUUAUAUUUUUUGUUUAUAAUUAUUUUCCAUUCGUGUUGGGAAAGAAAAAAAAAAAAAUUUAUAUACAAACGAUAGUGUUUUAGUUUGUUCAAUAGAAUUUACAAUUAUUUUUUUUUUCUUUUCGAAUAAUAUCCCACCGAAAUACUUGUGAAUCUCGCGAAGAUUGAUCAGGGAGAAAUACACACCUUCAAGAUACAAUGCUCAAAACAAAUAAUUCAUCUUCCUCGUAUCUUUUUUUUCAUAAAUAAUAUAUAUAUAUAUAUAUAUGUUUUUUUUUAAUUUUUUAAAAAUAUAUUUAAAAACAAAAUUACAUUAAAGCUAAAAAUAAAAGCUCAAUAAUUAAUUUAUUGCUGCUAAUUUGUUGUUUUUUUUUUUCAUACAAAAGUUAUAAAAUGAUUUGAAAAAAAAACCUGUUAAACGUUAUUAAAACAAAAAAAAAAAAAUAAAAAAAAUAUUUAUAUAUAGAUUUAUCAUGAAAAGAUUGGUACAAACGCCAAAGACUUAAAUAGUAGUAACUAAAAUAAUUAAUUUGUGCGAAUUUUGUCAGUUGACACCAUGUUAAAGAUUGAAUGAUAAAUGAAAAAAUGAGAGAGAGAGUGGAUUGAGUGUUUUUUUUUUUUUAUAUAAACACACAAACAUACUGAUAACAGUUGCAAAUCAUUAUUAUUAUUUUUUACUUUUGUUUAUUGAAAACAAGUGAUUUUCAAUAAUUUAAAAUUCAAAAAUAAGAAAAAACAUUACUGAAUGUACAAAUAACUAUUCAAAUUAAUUUUAUUUUAAGUUUAAUGUAAAUUAUUAUUAAGAAAACCUUUUUUUUUUUUGUUAAUACUGUUUGCGUUUUUUAUCGCUUGAUGUUCGAUAAAUUGAUUAUCAAAAAGAAUAUGAGAAAAAAAAAAAAACUAUCAAGUUUAUCAGGUGCUGGAAUAUUUCCUUUAUUCUAUUGCAAAAUUUAAUAAAUAAAUAACUGAACAAAACAGAACAGAAGCCAAAGGAAUUGUAGAAAUUCAAUCAGCAUUUUUUUUUUUUUUUUUUUAUAUUUUAAAUGUAGUUAUCUGUUUCAACAGUUGUAUGAAUAUCAAUUAAUUCUUGAUACCUGAUAACACUGAAUGUUAAAAAAAUAAAAAAACAUAAAAAUUUUCAAAGCCGUUUUUACUUAAGUUAUAUAAAAAUAUUUGAUAAUAAAAGAUUAAUAAUUAUAUUAAAAAAAUAAAAUUUAAAAAUUGGUUUUUUUUUGCAAUUAUUGCAUUAUUUAAAUAUUUUUUUUUUUCUAUUUUAAAUAUUUUUUAUUUGAAAAAAUAAGAGUGAUAAUUUUUUUUUAAUCAUCUCUGAAUUGUUUAUUGGCCAAGUUUAAAUUUUUCGAUAUUGUUAACUAUUUGGUAGUCGAUAAAUAUUAAUAUUUACAGCUCAAAAUAUUAAUAAACAAAAAAAAAUAUAUAAAAAUUAUAAAGAUUGUACAAAAACAGGAAAAAUUGAGAUAAAGAAAAAUUUUUAGAAAGAUACAAUGGAAGUUAUUAAAAUGUAAACCAGUAAUCACUGCCAUUAUCCAAUAAGUGUCUUAAACAAUUAUUUCCAAUAAGUCAUGUUUUUAUAAUAUUUCCUAUAAUUAUUAUUUAACAAAAAAAGAUGAAAUAUCAUUUUCCAAAUUCUUAAAAUAAAAACAAAAUUAAUUCUCAGUCUGAAAUGUACAUAAAAUAAUUUUGUUUACCUCAAUUUAACCUGGUAGAAAAAUAUAUAUUUCUAAUAAAAAAAAAAAUAAAAACAAUUGAGACUAAAAGAAAAAUAAAAUUAAAAAAUACAAUUUUAUGAAUUAUUAAAAUAAGGGUGCCUUUGUUAAUAAUUGUCCAAUAUUUAAGGACACUUAAAUUUAUAAAUUUAAAUAAAUUAAUUAUUUAAAUAAUAAUAAUGAAUUUAAAUUAAAUAAAUUUGCAUUAAAAUAUAUACCAUCUGUCAUAAAUCAUUAAUGUAAAAUUUUCAAACUUCAAAAAACGUAAUUAAUAUUUUUAAAAAAAUGUUAAAAAUUUUAAGACUACAUGUGUAUCAUCAGUAUAUUUUAAGUAUAUUAAAUUAAGUAAAUGGAUAUUACGAGCAAUUUACCGAAAAAAAUGCUCUUGAUUUAAAAAAAAAAUUAAAUUUAAAUAAAAAAACAAUGAAAAUCAAUUUAUCAAUGCAAUUUAGACUCUAUUUUUUUUACGAAAAGAAUUUUUCUUUUUUUCUUAUAUAAAAACAAAAAUUAAAAAAAAAUAGUUAUAAUAUUAAUAAUUAAAAAUAGAGUGUUUAUCGUUGAGAGAUUUAAAAAAAAUGCUUCUAAAAAAUAAUAUAUAUAUUAAUAAAACAGUCGAGUCUAUUUAUCUGCGAUAGAUAAUAAUUUUAUACAUGGUAUUUUAUAUCACAUCCUUUAAAAUAAAGAUUCAGAUGUUCCCAGAGAGCAAUGUGUCAUAGUUGACGGAGGAAAAAAAAAUAUGUAUAUUUAAAGCAGAUCGUAAAUAUAAAAAUAAAAGAAAAAAAAAUAAACACACAAAUGAGUAAGAGAUUGCGUUUUGACGCAUAGAUAAAAAUGCGCUCAACUUUCAACGAAAAAAAAAAAAUUAAAAAAAAACAACUUAUUUAGUUACUAGAAUAUAUACGAUAAUGGCAAGUUUUAAAUUUCCAAAAUGUAUGAAUAGACAAUAAUUAUAAACAUUGCUUAUUAUUAUAAAAAAAAAAAAAUGAAAAAAAAAAUUUUUUAUUUUUGAAUGUACAGGUGCCAUACGAGUGAAACAUACAAUCACAAUUUAUUAACGAGUGAUAAUUAAAGAAAAUUUGAAAAAAAACAUUUAAAAAAAAAAAAUAAAUAAAUAAAACCAUAU
Molecule: messenger RNA, 6239 nt
Organism: Aphidius gifuensis
Lineage: Eukaryota; Metazoa; Arthropoda; Insecta; Hymenoptera; Braconidae
Product: homeobox protein unc-62-like
Exons: 5
Coding region: 1211-2344 (377 amino acids)
Biological process (GO): regulation of transcription by RNA polymerase II
Molecular function (GO): DNA-binding transcription factor activity, RNA polymerase II-specific; RNA polymerase II cis-regulatory region sequence-specific DNA binding
Source: RefSeq, a predicted model, not a curated record